AUGUCGUUACUUGCGCUGCUUCCCUCUAUACCCUGGACGACUUUUCUGACGUCCUCCAGCGUCACUGAUACGGAGGCAGUCCAGACCGAAACCCCAGCUCCUCCCGCGCACGUGGUCAAUGAGAAUCGAGCCACGAAAGAUCAAAACAAGGAGCCCUCGUCUGCGACUAUUGAGAACCUGUCUUCCCCCGAUCCUGCGUCUACCACGGCGCGCACCUCGGAGGUUGUUGGUUCGCUGGGAAGUAGACAGGCGUCAGCGGAUCCGGGAGAAGGUUCAUCGUCCCCGAUAAUCCCACAGGAGAACGGAACGUCAGAGUCGCCAACCGUGGUCACGGGUGAACCUGCCCCGACAGGUCCGUCGUCGAAGACAGUCCCAGACGGGAACCCGCCAGCGGAGCCAUCAGCCGCAGUGCCUGCUGGAGAACCUACCCCGACGAUUCGCGAUGAUGACAGUACAUCUAGUCUAGACUCGGACGAUAUCGACAAAGACGCCAACACAGCCGUCGAUGAUCGCACCUACAAUGGCCGUAGACACGGGUCACGGAAGAGAACAUGCGAUUGCAGCGACAAAACCCGGAACCUGGUCGUCUGCAUCGACGGUACUUCGAAUGAAUUUGGCGAGAAGAAUACGAACGUCAUAGAGCUCUACAGUCUUAUCCCCAAGGGCGAGGCAGACAAUCAGCGCACAUACUACAACAGUGGUAUUGGGACAUAUGCCGGUCCGUCACGGAGGUCGCUGUCAAAAGUGUUAGGCACAAAGCUUGACCUUGCCAUCGCAUGGAACUUCGAAACGAUCGUCCUCGACGCUUAUCGUUGGCUUUCGGAGACAUACCAUGAUGGCGACCGGAUCUUCCUCUUCGGAUUCUCUCGUGGAGCGUAUCAAGUGCGAGUACUGUCAGCCAUGAUACACAAGGUCGGACUGAUUGAUCGUGGUAACGAAAAGCAAAUACCAUUCGCUUAUAAAUGGUACACCAAUACCGAUAACUCGGAAGAAGAGAAGGAGCACUCGUUCGCCGCUCGGGUUGCGAAGGAAGCACCAGCCUCCCUUGAGAAGCCCUCUGCGCCAACGAGCUCAGAUCCGCGUAGUCGCAUUCAUACUGCGAAACGUUUCAAGGAGGUCUUUUCGCGCAAUGUGCAGGUACAUUUUGUGGGAGCUUGGGAUACUGUAUCCUCGGUCGGAAUCAUGCGGGGUCGCAAACUCCUACCGGGAACGGCCGAUGGUAUGGAGCACGUUUGUUACUUUCGGCACGCCCUUGCUCUAGAUGAACGACGAGUCAAGUUCUUACCAGAGUAUGCAUGCGGUGCUAUGGGACCUGUGCAACCCAGAUCAGACCUACAAAAGAGAUUCAGCGACACGAAGGAGGUCUGGUUUGCAGGAACUCAUUCAGACGUCGGAGGAGGAAAUGUCAAGAAUGAAAACCUCGAUAGUGCGCGGCCCGCUCUCAGAUGGAUGUACGCAGAGGCAUCGGUAGCCGGGUUAUACUUCGACCUCUUCAAACGCAAAACAAAAGUCAGCGACGACGGUAAUAUCAAGGUAAACGAGUCAUUGUCCGGAGCAUGGUGGUUACUGGAAUACCUCCCGCUCCGACGCUUGAAGUAUACGACCAAGGGUGACAAGGUGGGGAAGGAGACAACGCGCCGAUUUCAUUGUGGGAACGCGCGUGUUAUACAGAAAGGCCAGAAGAUACACCCAUCUGUCUGGCUCUCCGAGAACUUGUUGACCAAGUAUCUUCCACGCGCUCGUGUACACGACUCAACAUCGGACGAAAAGGUUUUAGAGGUUGAGUUCUGGCUUAGGAUGGAGUUUUGGCGUACCAUGAAAGGGCGGCAGGACAUCGAGGCAGACGGUACAGCUCUAAAUCCGUGGAAGGAAGUCGAUAUCUAUGAGGUCACGGCUCAUCUCGUUCAGCAAUACACCGCCACUAAGUAUGGAAGGCAAGAGGAUAACAGACAGAAGACAUUGCUCACUGCGAUGCGCACCCAUGCAGGCUCAGUUGAAGGUUGGCUGGCGUUGAGCCGCGAGGUCACCCAACUCUUGGAAGAGGACAAGCUUGUCCAUCUAUCCAGUCUGUGUGACAUCCUUGAAGUUCUCAUCAAGACCUCGAGCACUCCCGUCAGCUCCGUCGGUUCCUAUAGGAUAUUACGUUCCCAAAUGUUGUCUCACUUCCAGGACGCGACCGAGCAUGAGAACAAGAUUGCCCGCGACUUCUUGACCAGAUUCUCAGACUUCCAACAAGUCCUAUAUGGCCACACGGGUGUGAUACGUGAUCUUGCAUUUUCUUCUGACGGCAAGCGCAUCGUUUCGGGUUCGUACGAUCACACAAUUCGGAUCUGGGAUGCGAAGUCGGGUCAGAUGUUGGGCAAACCUUUGGAGGGACACACCGACGCAAUCGAAACCGUGGCGUUUUCCCCAGAUGAUAAGCGCAUCAUCUCGGGCGCUGACGACACCACGAUACGGAUAUGGGACGUAGACUCUGGUCUCAUGGAAGGAAAACCUUUAGAAGGGCACAGGGACCCAGUCAUCUCCGUCGCGUUCACCUCGGACGGAAAGCGCAUCAUGUCAGGCGCGAACGACAAGAAGGUUCGGAUCUGGGAUGCUGAGACGGGACACUUGGCGGAGAGCCCGUAUAAGGCACCCAAGGGCCCCUUACGGUGCAUCGCGUUUUCUCCAAAUGGCCGGCGUUUGGCAGGGGGAUAUGAAGACACGGUCCGCAUUCGGGAUGCGGAAACGGGCAAGACAGUGCUGGCGGGGGCACCCGUGAAGGGACACAAUGCUUCGGUCCAUGUUGUCGCAUUCUCAUACGACGGAAAGCGCGUAGUUUCUGGAUCCUCGGAUAAGACGGUCAGGCUGUGGGACGCGGAGACGGGAUUGACGAUCGGUGAUCCGUUUGUGGGGCACGACGACUCGGUCUGUAUGACUCGCACUGGACGCGCCCAGCAGCACGAUCGCUCGGUGAACAAGGGCGGCGUCGACACCAGCAUUCGCAAGGGCAGAGCGGGCGCCCACGAUCGAGGUCCCGUCGACAACGAGACUCGCGAAGAGCAGCAAGUCCUUGAGGAAGAGGGCCUUGAGAGCUAG
Molecule: messenger RNA, 3078 nt
Organism: Peniophora sp. CBMAI 1063
Lineage: Eukaryota; Fungi; Basidiomycota; Agaricomycetes; Russulales; Peniophoraceae
Source: the annotation of a GenBank genome assembly